Messenger RNA from Pyricularia oryzae 70-15, 1221 nucleotides. RefSeq lists its product as uncharacterized. The transcript has a single exon. The record is from RefSeq and is a predicted model, not a curated record. The coding region runs from base 1 to 1221 and encodes 406 amino acids. Lineage: Eukaryota; Fungi; Ascomycota; Sordariomycetes; Magnaporthales; Pyriculariaceae.
AUGUGUUUGCUGUCCCGCCGAUGGGAGACCUGGCCCUGCGGCCACCACCGCGAGGACGAACCAGAGCUCGAGGAGACAUGCCCAGCCCGCCGCAACGGCGACGUCGCCGGCUGCAACCGCAACAUCCGCUGGACCGAUGAGGCCUCUCCAAUCAUUCUGCCGAGCCAGGAGCGCUGCGUCGAGUGCAGAGGCGAGCGCGACAACCGCACCAACGUCAGCGACGCCAUGCUGUUCUUCCGCGACCGCGACGCCCUCGCCAGGCGCGUCUGCGAGAGCAGGAGACGACACCAGCAGCAGUCGUCCCUCGGCGGCAAUGCCCGGUACGCAGGCGGGCCUCAGGUUGGAGGUCGGCCGAAUUGGCAUUUCCAGACGCCCGAUAGCUUCCGUGAUGCGCUCAGCCGGAGCGCAAGAAGCCCGGCGGCGAGGAGCAGCGAGUUUCCCCUGGCUGCCAGGAGCCCAAAACUGCCCCUGGCAUUACAAGAAGCGAUCCGGAGGUUUUGUAACCUGGGGCCUCGCCAGAACAGACCAAUUUUGAUCGACCGCAGCCUUGCGCCAGGUGAAGGCGGCAGUCGAAUCCCUAGCAGUCCCCGUCCUGGUCAGUCCUCCGGCCCGCGUGGUGACUGGGGCCACCCUGGCUUCGGCGGCCGUCUUGGCAGAUCUGAAACCCCAAUGCUUGGUGCAAGCCACGGCUUCCAGCAUCCCAUGAGCAGCCCACUCGGCGGCCCGAGCGGGAACAUUCGCGGCCCCGUUAACACGAUGGGCAACAUCAUGUUUCCUUCGCAUCCAAUGGCGCCUUUUGGACGGGAAGCUAGCAGCAGCAGCCCCCUUGGCGGUAUUCAUUUCGGGGACGUUCACGGUAGCAGCAUGUUCUCUGCGCAUCAUGCGUCGCCUCCAGGACGGGAAGUCGGCAGCAGCAACAACCCGUUCGAGGGACUGCUGCGGGAGAUUCAGGCGAGCCGGAACUCGGGCACUGGCAUUGGCGAAAUGGAGGUUCCGGUGCGGACGAACGCUCAGUUCCUCGGAGAUGUCGGAGAGAGUGGCGGACAGGCGGCAUUUCCGGCACAUGAACUCCAGGAUGCAGUGAUCAUGUCGCCCACGGAGGGUAUCGCGCGUGUGCCCGGUGGCUUGAUUGUCUUCAAUCCGUCAAUCGUCGGCUACCCUCCUGGUGCUCGUGAUGGCGGUGGAUUCCAUGGUCAUGGUGGAGCCCAUCAGUGGCCGUGA